Messenger RNA from Amoebophrya sp. A25, 1160 nucleotides. Lineage: Eukaryota; Dinophyceae; Syndiniales; Amoebophryaceae. The record is from the annotation of a GenBank genome assembly.
AUGUUUGAAAAAAACGUACGUGAGGUGGAGGUAGAUGACGACUUCGACGCUGCGGAACUAGCAAGGAUGAGCGGAGGCUACAGCGGUGCUGAUAUCAAGUAUGGCUCUUCUUAGUAGGUGAAAGUAGAUUAGUUCUUUGUCUUUCACUCUGCCUGGUGCAACUCGUAGUUGUAAUAAUGCAUUUCUCGUUCAUCUUGAAAGUGGAACAUGCUCUCUCUCUCGCAUAUACAACUUCAUCUUUCAAAAUUUCUAAGCUAAAUCCGUCUGCCGCGAAGCAUGUAUGGCGCCACUUCGUCGAGGUCUGCUUGGGCUGACAGCUAUGCAGAUACAGAUGAUGCGUGCAGAGGGAAAAAUCGACAAACCGCAACCAGUGACACAGUUAAGGCUUAAUGCCCAAAGUCAAUGCCCAAAGUCAUCUUUUUCGAAGGAAGCAUCUUUCUUCGGCGUGCGCUUUCUGAUAAGUGAGUAGGCCAACGCGGCCUAUACCACUAAGCCACUAACGCUUUAGUUCAAGGGGAAAAUAAUUGAAGAUGCGCUUCAAGAAGAUGAAUAUGGGUAAUUUCUAAAGCAGAAAGACUUCGUAAACGCUCUCAUCAACGUCUUACCGAGUGUAGGACAGAGCGAUGUCGAAAGGUACGAGGCAUGGAGUAGCGAGUUCGGGAGCCGAUAGUACGGUGGAAUCUUGGAAAGACGAGAGUGGGAUAUUGGAGAUCGAAGAGGGUUUUAUAGGAUUCUGCCUUUGUGGGUGGAAUAUUGAUAUUGCCGAUAGGACUCACCGGAGGCGUUGCACAGGGCUCCAGCCUGCCUUCGAAGGUGAGACCUAUGGGGCUGACAAGACUACGAAAGCGCCGGCGCUUAGUUAGUUUUUUUAGGUCGAUAAUCUUUGCUUUAUCUAAAUUUCCUUUUUUUCCUAGUUAGGUCUGCUCCACCACAAAUAUUGCCUCUAGGAUGGACUACGGAUGCCGCUGGAGGAAGUCUGAUCUAGACCUCUUUUCAUUCUCCGGGCGCAUCAAGAAACCAAUACUCCUUGUACUACGAAACAUGAACAUGACACCUAAAAAAGACGAUAAAUGACACGUUUCCUCUCCUGGUUGUGUUCGAGUGGUGCUGCAAUAUUCUUAGUUUAAUGUUGUAGAAUAACUUUCCUGAAAAGUUUGGAG